AUGCGCGUUCUGCCCACCGAGCUGCUCUACCACAUCAUCGAGUCCGUCCUGCCCUCGAAUCCUCGCGCCUUGAUACCGCCCUCGCAUAUCUCGACAAAGACGCUCCUCGCCUUGACACGGGUCUCGCGCGACACGUACCGAUUGGCCACUCGGCUUCUGCGAGAGCGAUGCCUCUAUAUCGACACGGACCGCCGCCUGGCUGACCUCUUGCUCUGCGUCCCUCGCUUUGUCCCGAGCCUACCGCCCGUCUUAUCCCUGCGAAAUAUCACAUCUCUCUAUCUGGCCCCGUUUGGCGACUCCCUCGAUGACCAGCCCACGGCGAUCUGGGUGCGAGAGCUCUUUUGCGAAGUCUGCGAGACGCUGAGGAGGCUGGUGGUUCUCAUGCCAUUCCAGAGCCUCGAUCCCCUCGAUGACCACCUCAGCAUCCGGAGAACUCUCCGCGAGGGGUUUGAGCGACUGCACAGGCUGCAGGAGUUUGUCUGCCUCGGCGACUAUCCGGCGCUGAGUGUCCCCGACAGCCCCACGGACGUAUGGAGGUUAUGGCCCGACCUCGAGCGCCUCACGCUGUUCGGGGCGCCGGUGGACAGCCACUGGCUGUGGUGGGACAUUGCGACGCUCCCCAGGCUGCAGCAUGUCAUCCUCGCGCGGUCCCUCAACGUCGAGGCCACCAACAUCAAGGAUGAGUACUUUCAUAAGCUACCCCGGGACGAUGCCAAACUCGACCGAGAUAUCAAGAUCGUGCUGCUGGACGCCGGUUUUGUGUGGAGGGGGGUCAAGACGGAUCGCUGGAAGCAGAUUGACCCCAAGAAACGCAUGACGGUUGAGCUGUACGAUGUUCCCACCUCGUUCUACGGUGACGAGAUGCCCCGUGAGCUUGUUACGACAAUCGAGGACGGUCUAGACCUCGCGGGUGUUUACAAGUAA
This is a messenger RNA of Fusarium vanettenii 77-13-4, 924 nucleotides long. RefSeq lists its product as uncharacterized. The record is from RefSeq and is a predicted model, not a curated record. The transcript is spliced from 2 exons. Bases 1 to 924 code for a protein of 307 amino acids. Lineage: Eukaryota; Fungi; Ascomycota; Sordariomycetes; Hypocreales; Nectriaceae.